Molecule: messenger RNA, 2017 nt
Organism: Gloeophyllum trabeum ATCC 11539
Lineage: Eukaryota; Fungi; Basidiomycota; Agaricomycetes; Gloeophyllales; Gloeophyllaceae
Exons: 3
Coding region: 1-1050 (349 amino acids)
Source: RefSeq, a predicted model, not a curated record
AUGGCUAAUCUCCUUACGGAGGCGCUCGCACAAUGCCAAGAAACUGAGGCACGAGUCGCAAUUAUCACUGACGAGAUGCGCUCGCUCGUCGUGAGGCGGACAAACGUCAUGAGUACCGGGAUCGAGGCCGAGAUUUUCUCGACUGAUGAAGUUUCCAUUCGAAGGCUUAUUGCCCAUUUCGUCUACGAAGAGACUUUAGAGGGAGGUCUCUGUGCACUGGACUUCAUUCCACCAUCACCCAUACGGUCGGGUGCUGAGGCUCGAAGGCAGCCUAGACCUCUGCCGAGGCUCCUGUUGCGGAGGUCAUUCGAAGACUUCGACGUUUAUACCAUGCAGAGGAACAGACUGGCUUGGGGGGAUUUCAUGAUAUGGUGGAAGAUCUACAGCGAAGAGGCGAGAAUAUCGGGCAAGGCGCCAUGGAACCUGCAUCCUGGCACAUGUCUUCCCGUCUCACAACCACGUAUCUUCAGUGAGGGUGGACAUAAGACAUGGGUCCCGCAGGGACGCCCGUUUUUCCCCAUUCCAGCGGAGACGAAAGCACUGGUUACGCAACAUCAUAGACCUAGGGAUGACUACUUGCAUAGCCUCCUCUACACCGGCGGAAUGCACGAUCCGGACCCCCAAGGCCACUGGUUUCAAAUUUCCGCCAUUUUCCUCCUUCCGGGCGGAUGGCAUGUAUAUGGCUUGCUCAUGGAGGCUAUCAAUGGCCCUACCAUGGAUAUGUCGGAUAUAAAAGAUCGACCACGCGAGCAACAAAUAGACAUCAUAAGGCGGCUGCGGCAUGGGCUCAGAGCCAUCCGAUUUGCGGGAAUCGAGCAGACAGACUGGAAACUUGAUCAGAUUUUGUGCCCUCCAAACCCCGAGAAUUCCACCUUUGCCCCUGAUAUCGUAUUCGUUGAUUUUGCAUUUGCUCUGCAGAACUGGGGAGACGUGAUGGGAUGUCCUCUGCACCAUGAACCCGCAGCGCUUGAACUCGAAUUACGCGACUGGGGGAUUGACAAGGAGAUCAUGGAUUCUUGCUGGUUCGAAGCCACCGAGGAAGAGUAUUGAUCACGUUUUAGACCUUUUCGUGCUACUAGUAGAUGGAAUGCACACGAAGCGCCGCUACAUAUUUCAGAUAUUCCAGCCACAAUUGAUGUACCGGUUAAGAUCGUGUAUAACGGACGCCCUUCCUGUCAUCGUUUCCGCGUCUCAGAGCAUCAAUUGGAGCAGUUCCCCCGGGACUAUGGGCCGUUUAUUCCAAUCGUGCUCCCAUCCAGGCUUAGCGCCUUCUUCAUCACCGAUGGCAGGAAGACCAUAUACUGCAGUCACAAACCAGAUACUCUUGUCACCUGUCGGCCCAUGUUCGUCCAUCAACGUGGGCAGAACCGCACGUGGAACCAUGAGAUUAGUAUUGGCAUCCGUCCUCAUCGCUUUGCCUUUGCGUGAGCUACUGCCACCGUUACCGAGCUCGGCGAUCCCACUGACACCAGCUCUCGACGCGGCACGCGCUUCGCUUCCUCUUUCUAACGUACCAAAGUUCUCGCCCGUCGAAGGCUCCAGCGCACGCCCGUCCUUCCCCUGACCGUAGAUCGCAAAGCCGCCCUCAGCGCUCCACAGCUUCCUAUCUGACUUGAUCCUGUGGACACGAAGAUGCCAGAGCGGCGUGUCGGGUUGCGGUGGGACGAGCCACGUCUCAAUCUCGACCCCUUUCCAGGGGUACCACAUGCUCCUGAGCCACUUUCCCUUGCGUCCCUCCCCUGAGCCCUCCCACUCGACCCGCGCCUCUUUUGUCUCGCGGCGGCAUUUCCACACUUCGCCCGCAUCGUCGGAGAGAGCAAGCGUGUUGUCCCCGCCGAGCUCCUCGAGAGUGAGCGAACCUACCGGGACGGAGUAUCCAAACGCCGAUGAGUACGCCAGCUUCCCAUAUUUCGCCGCGCUCUGCUUGACCGGGUACGAGCACUGCUGCCCCGAGCUGAGCAGGAACGUGUGCCCGCCGAGGUUCGAUGCGAUGUGUAGCGGCUUCUCGAGGAACUUG